AUGUCUGACUUGCAGGAAUUCCACGUCAUCAGAAUCGCCCACAGCGAUGGCCAGGACACAGGCCCGGGCUACUGGCCGGUAGAUGCAGCAAAGACGGCGAAGAAGCCCGGCGCGGCCAUCGCAGACAAGACUCCCAGGACGAAACCGCAAAUGGCCAGACUGGAAGAGGAUGACCCGAGAUUUGUCGAGUGGCGGGUCAAGUUGGGCUUGCUCCUCAAGCAAGAGCUAUCACUCAGCCCCCAAGAGGGUCUACCUUGGUACAUUCACUUCCCCCGAGGAUACUGGCUCUACGAAAAGUCCAAGCACCUCUGGGUGUCCGGCUACCCUAUCAAGUCCAAGCUUUUCAAGAGCCCCCAGGAGUUUGGCGUGCAUCUGCUGUGGCUCCUCUCCGGCUCCAAGGACCAUAACGACUGUUGCUGCGUGCACUGCAUCGCACCGAGGGUCGCCAACAUGGGUGACGAGCUCAGUGUCCAGGAGCCUGCUGCGGCGGUGGCCAGCACAAUACCGCCGCCGGCACCAGUAUCAGCACCUUUGGCUGGCGAAGCAGUCCAGAAGAGUAUCGCCAACGUCAAGGCCCCGAGCGCAACACCCACGCCGACGGCCACACCACCUUUGCGACCGGUCCAGCCGUCCCCCGUGGCCACAUCUGCACAGUCAUUGACGCCCAUUCAAACCCCUGUGCCGGUGCCGGUCCAUGUCCCGGCACAUGUUCCGGCACCUGUGCAGGCACCAGCACCGGCGCCAGCCCCGGUGCCUCAACCUCCGCCGACCGUAUCCCUCAAGACGGAGUCACCGGUGCCAGUUCCGAUCGUACCCACGGUCAACACGCUGGUUCCCUUCAACCAAAACAUGUCCUCCCUCUUCUUCCGCACAGGGGAGAUGGUCUGGUACUCGGUGACCCCGAGUUGGCGUAUCGGCCUCAUCGCAAAGGCGACCUCUACGCGCCGCUAUCGACCGACGCCCCGGGGCCCCCCAUCCGCGUCCGCUGUCACCCCAUCCUCCGACAUGCCGGAGACGAAGCUGCCGCGUGCCCUCCGCGAGGAGAUGCUCUUCCGCGCCAAGGCCGCCCCGGCGUCCCGCUGGCGUCUGCACCUCCUCCGCCGCGACGUCGUCCUCCGCGAGCCCGACGUCCGCGGCCGCUUCUAUCCGUCCGCCCGCCUGCUCCCCGUCCUCAUGUCCCACGACACGGCCGGCCUGCAGCGCGAGCUCCAGCAGGGCGUCGUCCGCGACUCGGCCCGCUUCCUCAACCAGAGGAUGGACACGUUCCGCGAGGGCUACAUCGGCCGCAAGCGCAGCCGUCUCGACGCUAUCGGCGCCGCCGUGCCCCACGGCGCCGGCGCCCUGUUCACCUUUGAGCCCGUCGUCGUUGAGGAGCCCGCCGCGGCCGAGGGCAUGCUCCUCUCGUGA
Verticillium alfalfae VaMs.102 is the source of this 1407-nucleotide messenger RNA. RefSeq lists its product as hypothetical. Gene Ontology annotation, biological process: silent mating-type cassette heterochromatin formation. Lineage: Eukaryota; Fungi; Ascomycota; Sordariomycetes; Glomerellales; Plectosphaerellaceae. Gene Ontology annotation, cellular component: rDNA heterochromatin; SHREC complex. The transcript is spliced from 3 exons. The coding region runs from base 1 to 1407 and encodes 468 amino acids. The record is from RefSeq and is a predicted model, not a curated record.